Molecule: messenger RNA, 453 nt
Organism: Seminavis robusta
Lineage: Eukaryota; Bacillariophyta; Bacillariophyceae; Naviculales; Naviculaceae
Source: the annotation of a GenBank genome assembly
AUGGAUGGAGAAUGCCGCAAUCGCUUUUCCUCCAGUGAAUCAAUCUUUGUUUCCUUAAAAUUCUCGAACCCUACCGAGAAUGACAUUUACGUAAAGCUUGCCAGAAACAACUUUGCGCAUGGGGGGAUCAGAACAAACAUCGAACGUGCCCGAGAGCGUGUGUGCCGUACAAAUCGAUGUUCCAUGGUGGCCGUCAAGAUUGCUCCUGGGAAAAGCCACACACAUACUCCUCGCAAGCUUUGUGACGGGCCAGAACCCGCGGUCAAAACAAUUGCUCAAGAUCUCAACUUUGGAAUGGUUCCCUUUUGGACACCAACCAAAUCGGGCACGUAUCAAGUGAGGUUUUCCGCGUAUACAAAGCGCUUUUCUUUCGUCAUCGGUGAGGAUGGCGAUGAAGAUGUGUGCUCGAGGCACGAAGUAGAGCAAUGCGCGUGCAAGGCGGAUUACGUGUAG